AUGUACUCCGCUCUUGCAUUUGCGUUUGCCGCGCUGGCUGCUGCCACUCCAGCUCCACAAAAAGGCAGCAGUCCAGAAGAUCCUCUUCGUGUCACCGCGACAGCACUGGAGGCUGGCAGUCAAGGCGAUGGACAGAGCAUCAAUGCCGACCUUGGAAGUUUCUACAUUGGCGGCAGGCCCACGGGUACACUUUCACCACCAGCCGGCGAUACAAAUGAGUACGCCACGAAGAAUACCAUCUUCACGUAUGUCAACUCCCAAGGUGGACUGGGUCUCUCGGUCGCGGUUCCUGGCGGGCAGCAAGUGUAUGUCGACAGCGGUGACGAGGCCAAUGGAUAUCUCGCUGGUGGUCUGAAGUACACUGAAGCCGAGACAAACAAGACUCUUGGUGGCGUGCCUCUGUUUGAAGGCUUCGUCAACUACUACGAUGGAAUUAUGAAGUUCGAAGGCCAAGACUGGAUUGCUUGCCCGGUGGACUUCAAGGGACAAGUGCUUGCUGUCUGGGCCGCUUCACGCAUCUCACCAAACAAGGACCGCAAUGGUUGUGUGGACUUUCAAUUCAAGAUUCAUGAGCCUGUCGAUGGGCCUCAGCUGGCUUGGGCGUACAAGUUCAAUCCUGGGCCGUAG
Cercospora beticola is the source of this 627-nucleotide messenger RNA. RefSeq lists its product as uncharacterized. Lineage: Eukaryota; Fungi; Ascomycota; Dothideomycetes; Mycosphaerellales; Mycosphaerellaceae. The record is from RefSeq and is a predicted model, not a curated record.